AGGAGGAGGAGGUGGAGGAGGAAGAGAAGGGACGACAAAGCAAAGAUCGAAAGAAUAGCUGACCCGAAGCGGAUCCUUUGCGUGUAAAACGGAGAGGCACCGUUGGGUUUGGUGAUAGCGAUCCCCACCAUAGGUUGACGGUUUCGAAUCCCUGCAGGGGGCCCGAAUGCCCCCACUCUAUGGUGGCGGUAGAAGAGACCUCGUGGUCUUCGACCAACGAGACUGUGGUACAAGGAGUCCGCCCUUGCACCCUCGACGGAAGUUGGUCCACUACCCUGAAGGCAAAGCUCGUGUCGUACCCCCACCGAGUUUCGUGUCACCGUAACUCGUUCAACGGACCACCGUCUUACCUGACUCCUUCCGCUCCUUUACGUCCGUCUCUGCUCCUCUUUGUACCGUUGCCCCACCAUAUUCAGGGACUGCCGGGGGCAAUUGGGAGGCAUCCGGGGGGCCAUUUAAAGCCGCUGGGGGGCCGGUACUCGAUGAGUCACUAUAUAAGCGGGCAAGGACAAGAAGGUGUAUGUUAGUGUACACUCAAUCUUCCCGUGGCUCGCACGAUUCACGAAGUAGCGAGCGCCGGUGAAUUCGGCUGCGGCUGUGACCGACUUUUUUUUUCCUUCCCUUUAUUCUUUUUCUUUUCUCACUCUUAUUUCCUUUAUUCUUUUCUUUCUACACUCUUAUUCCACUCCGAUGCGUUUUUCUUCUUUUACCUUCCACUAUUCCAUUAAAUAAUUGCCCAGCUCCUCCUCCCCCUCUCUCACUCUCUCCCUCUCUCUCUCUCUGUCACUCGUUUCUCCCAUACUUCCAUUGACUCUCCCACCACGUUUCUUCCCCUAGUGCGUAAGAACAAGCGAGCUCGUUUAUCACCUGUGCGUGCACGUUUUUCCUACUCAUUGUCUCUGCUAGUUGAUACGAUUCGCGGUUUCUUUCUCUAUCCGUUACAGCGGACACCGCGUCUCGCGAUAUUUCACUUUACCUGAUUUUUCGGCGAACCUUCUCGAUCGUUGCGUAAUCGUUACUAAAUCGGCAUCAACGAUUUUUCUUCCAUCGUUUCUGUUUUGUUUCAUUUUUUUUUUUUUUUUUUUUUUUUUUUUUUUUUUUUUUUGAUAAAUCGCUCCAAUUAUCCUCUCUCGUACACGUGCGCACGCGCACACGCAUAAACGCAUACGCAUUACACAGAAGCGCGCUCGCGCGCACUCUCCUUCCCCCUCUCCUCUCCUAUUCCCCUAUAUUCCCCUCCAGAUUAUGCCCCACCAGCCUAGUCAGAUUUGAUACUUAAAGCCGCGAAUUUCGGAAGCAUCGUUUCGAGUAGGAAAAUUGUGUUCGUGCCGAUACGAAACCAGCCAGAGGGAAGGUUGACCGGUGGUUUUUCGUCGGGACGUGCGAACGUGUCGUGACGAGAAGGGACCGAAGAAGUUCUGAGAGAAAGAAAGCGAGAAAGAGGGAAGGAAAGGAAGAAAGGGGCGUAGAAAGCGAAAGGAGACGAGAAAAGCGGAGACAGAAGACAGGGUUGAAAGGAAGAAAGAGGCGACAGAAGAAGGUGCUACGCGGAGAAAGGAGGGAGGGAAGAAAAGAAAAAGAAACUGAAAGAGAAAGAAUAGGAAGUAACAGCGAAGGCUGUGUAUAAUAUUAGACACCGAAAAGGUCGAAGUGAUAAGGAAAAGAGAAAGUAAACGAGAGAAGGGUAGAAAUACAAUUUACGAAGCCGAGGGAAAGUUAAAGCGAUAAGAAAAGAAAAAUACAGAGAGGAAGGAAGAAACGAAUAAAGUUGUAUCGGGAUUAAGGGUUUGAGAGAAAAAAGCUUCCUAUUUCGAAUUGGAAAAAUCAAAGGGAAAUUUCGUUCCCGAAAUAUUUGGAGAAACGAACGCAAAACGUAUUAUUAUAAGAGCGUAAUUGAAUAUAGCGCGAUGUUAGUGGAACACGCGACACAAUGGGCUUGGCAAGCAAUGGGUGGCACGAGAAUCGAGGUCCUUUACACGUUUCUCGUGUUCUUAGGUGUAUUAUUGGUAGUAAGGUGCAUGCAAUGGCUUAGGUAUGUGCACUCUCUGCCUCCAGGGCCUUGGGGUGUACCCGUGUUUGGUUAUUUGCCAUUCUUGAAAGGCGACGUUCACCUCCGGUACGGAGAACUCGCAAAGAAGUAUGGUCCAAUGUUCAGUGCUCGACUAGGAACGCAACUGGUGGUUGUUCUUAGCGAUCAUCGUACGAUUCGCGACACGUUUCGUCGGGAAGAGUUUACUGGCAGACCGCAUACCGAGUUCAUCAACAUCCUCGGUGGAUAUGGUAUUAUCAACACCGAAGGUGCUAUGUGGAAAGACCAAAGAAAAUUUCUUCACGAUAAGCUCAGAGGCUUCGGCAUGACCUAUAUGGGAGGUGGGAAGAAAAUUAUGGAAUCGAGAAUCAUGCGCGAGGUUAAGACGUUCCUUCGUGGAUUGGUGACGAAACGAGGAACACCGACGGACGUUUCGGCUUCUCUUGGAAUGUCGAUCAGCAACGUUAUAUGUUCCAUUAUAAUGGGAGUACGUUUCCAACAUGGCGACAACAGGUUCAAAAGAUUCAUGGACUUGAUCGAGGAAGGUUUCAAGUUGUUCGGCAGUAUGGCCGCUGUCAACUUUAUUCCUGUGAUGCGUUACUUGCCUUGCCUGCAAAAGGUUCGCAACAAGAUUGCGGAAAAUCGCGCGGAAAUGGCCGAUUUCUUUCAAGAGGCGGUCGACCAACAUCGAGCAACGUUCGACGAAAGUACUUUACGAGACCUUGUCGACGCUUAUCUGCUCGAGAUCGAGAAAGCGAAGGGAGAAGGUCGCGCGACUACGCUCUUUCAAGGGAAAAAUCAUGAUCGCCAAAUGCAACAAAUUCUCGGUGAUCUGUUCUCUGCCGGUAUGGAAACGGUAAAGACCACGCUCGAAUGGGCAAUAAUCUUAAUGCUACAUCAUCCGGAUGCGGCAACUGCGGUACAGGAAGAAUUGGACCAAGUGGUAGGAAAAUCGAGGAUGCCUGCUUUGGAGGAUCUACCUUUUCUUCCGAUAACCGAAGCGACGAUACUCGAGGUUCUUAGGCGAUCGAGUAUAGUCCCUUUGGGAACCACACACGCAACGACGAGAGAUGUGACGUUGCACGGUUACACGAUACCAGCUGGAUCCCAAGUGGUACCGUUGUUGCAUGCCGUGCAUAUGGAUCCAGAACUUUGGGAGGAGCCCGAGGAGUUUCGACCGAGUCGGUUUCUCUCGGCCGAAGGUAAAGUCCAGAAACCGGAAUACUUUAUGCCUUUCGGUGUCGGCAGACGUAUGUGCCUGGGCGAUGUGUUGGCACGCAUGGAGUUAUUCUUGUUCUUUAGUUCGUUGAUGCACACGUUCGAGUUGCGAUCGCCGCAGGGCUCGUCCUUGCCGAGUUUGCGCGGCAACGCCGGUGUCACCGUCACGCCUGACCCCUUUGACGUUUGUUUGGUACCAAGAAAUUUGGAUCUCAUCGAAGAUGCGAGCAACGAUGUGAUCCCCUCCGGCGCUAUUCUGCGGAAUAUCGGCAGUCACUGAGUUUCCUGCUUCUUCGAACGCUCCACAACGAUCAACGGAGCACGGUAAUCGUUCCUAACGAGACCGAUCCGACCUGGACCGACUUGGCCCGACACGAUCCAACCUGAUCCAAUUCGAUCUAAUACGAUUCAAUCCGAUCCAUCGUCCGUUUGUCCAUCCUUAAUCAGCCCUACAAGAUUUCACAUCGUCGUUGAAAAGUUCAUUCGAACGCGUUCCAUUAUCAUCCCUCCUUUUAUUCUUCUCUUCAUCUACCUAUCGCAUAAACGUCGUUUCACUCUCGAUUUCUAUUAUUUAAUUUCCUUGCGUGUACUAGCCAGCAUUUAUACAUAUUUAGGGUAACAUUUCGCUCUUUAUUUAUUCGCAUUUAGUCAUUAGCGUUAUUUGAUAAAAUGUGUGUCGGUAUAGAACGUGUGUAUACGGUUGAAUGAUAUGAGAAGUUUGCGUGUACAUGUUCAAAUUCGUUGCACACAAUAUACAAAAACGAUUUCGAUAAGAAUUUCGUCAACGAUGAUCCGUCACGUUCUAGAGAUCGUUGUGUUGACGCAGUCUCGGACGUAACAAGAGACAAAAGACUUUUAGAUAGUAACGAUAAUAAGAGGAAUCAAUUAUUAGUAACGGUAUUAGAAAUAAGUAGUGGUAGUGGUAGCGGUAGCAAUAGAAAUAGACAAAAAUAAUAGCGGCAACAAUAGUACAGGCGGUAGUAUUGGUAACGUAAUAAUUGAUAACGACAAUAUCGAUGAUAGCGAUAGUGGUAAAUGCUAGAUUAAGAAUUUCCAGUUAAUAAAAAAAAAAAAGAGGAAGAAAGGAAAAAGAAAAAACAAAAGACCGUGUGACGAAGUACGCUGUGAGUGUGCGCACAGAUAUUCGUAGGUUACCGUAUUAUGUACAUAUCUAGGUAUUAUCUUGAUAAUAGGCGGUGAACGAGAGCGCGAGAUCGUCUUUGACUAACGAGUUCUCUUUCCCUUAUCGUUCGAAAGUUUCGACGCGACUAAAUUCGAAUGGAUUAGAUCGUAGGGCUGCGCGUCGGAUGGACGCGGCUGUUGACCUAGAACAGUGAUUUUCGUGAAAGUUAGAACGAGAUUCUUGCGACACCACACACAGUGUAGUUACGUAGCGUUUCAGAAUUCAAGACCAAUAUCGAACUCGAUCCGUUGGGUGCGGGCAAAGAUUAAGGCUGUGAAUUUCGAAUUUAGGACAUGGGACCCUCGAGAUUCCUGUGAUAACGCGAUCGUAAAAUCAUUUCCAAAGAUAUAUUUUGUUGCGUGUCCGGCGAAAGCCGACGAACCAUCGACGCGGAUUUCCCCUGGUUUCUUUAUAUUCCGUCAUCUUUCUUCCUCUUCAUCGUUCCUCUUACGUUUUCCCUCUGCCGCGGUGAGCUUUAACGCCACGUACAUAUCACCGCGUCGAUGCUUCGUUUGUAUUCACCAGUAAGAAAUUUAUAUGUUGCAUGCUCGAAUUGCGGAGCACCGCAUUGUGUUCACCCGCCGACCGUGAAUCUGUGUUACUUAAUGUUAUUAUCUAUUUUUCUUUUUUGUAACGAUCAUUAAACAAUGUUAAUGUCCAUAUGACGAAGCUUGUAAUUGUAAUUGAUAAUACGUGUGUCUCCUCUUCGCACGAAAUAAAUCGAUAUUUUGUA
Molecule: messenger RNA, 5163 nt
Organism: Bombus pascuorum
Lineage: Eukaryota; Metazoa; Arthropoda; Insecta; Hymenoptera; Apidae
Gene: Cyp18a1
Product: cytochrome P450 18a1
Exons: 5
Coding region: 1908-3527 (539 amino acids)
Biological process (GO): xenobiotic metabolic process
Cellular component (GO): intracellular membrane-bounded organelle; cytoplasm
Molecular function (GO): heme binding; oxidoreductase activity, acting on paired donors, with incorporation or reduction of molecular oxygen, reduced flavin or flavoprotein as one donor, and incorporation of one atom of oxygen; iron ion binding
Source: RefSeq, a predicted model, not a curated record